AUGACUGGAAAUAUCAAGCGAGCUUUUCACGAUGCUCCUCUGGGACAGAUCCAUUACCGUUACAUCUUCACUUCUGCGACAGAAAAGAAAGCCCCAGUUGUCUUCCUACAUCAAUCGGCUUCGUGUGGAUGGUGCUACCAAUCCAUGAUGAAGGACUUCGGGGCAUCAUAUGAUCCAGUUGAAGAUUCAACAAGCACUCGAUACUAUGUCGACAUCUUCAUGGGUCUAUUCCGCCACUUGAGACUUCCAAAGAUGCACCUCGUCGGCCAUCACUCUGGUGCGGCCUUAGCCAUGGAAAUGUCAGCCGUCUACCCCUCCGAAGUCUUUACUUGUGCUCUUUCUGGACCUGCACUAGCAAUUCCAGAAGAGCAGGCCAAAAUGUUCAAGAACUUAGCUAGAGAAUUGAGCAAACCAAAGGAAGAUGGAUCUCACCUUAUGAAAGUGUGGAACUUGAUGAACGGUGAAUUGUACACGGAUCUGGAUAUCAAGAACCAUGAAGUCAUUGACACUUUGAGAGCGUGGAAAGGACGAGAUCAGGCUUAUGCUGUUACGUUUAAGCAGAAUAAGCUUGCGUACUAUGAGAAGAUUACUGUGCUGAUUCUGGCGAUGUGCUCGGAGGAGGAUGUCCUUUGGCCGUGUUUUCAUUACUGCCAAAAAUUGGUGAGUUUGAAAUUGUGCAAAGGGAUUAAGGCAUUGACAGGAAAUGUGCAGCAACCGAAUGCUAGAUGUGAGAUAACGACAAGCAACUUUAUUGAUGAUAGCAAGGAUAUCAAAGGAAGCAUUGCAUAUUAUCAUGUGGACUUCUUAGAAAAGCUGGGAGCGUGA
Messenger RNA from Mollisia scopiformis, 825 nucleotides. RefSeq names its product alpha/beta-hydrolase. NCBI's taxonomy places the organism in Eukaryota, Fungi, Ascomycota, Leotiomycetes, Helotiales, Mollisiaceae. The record is from RefSeq and is a predicted model, not a curated record. The transcript is spliced from 2 exons. Bases 1 to 825 code for a protein of 274 amino acids.